Molecule: messenger RNA, 1230 nt
Organism: Dermacentor silvarum
Lineage: Eukaryota; Metazoa; Arthropoda; Arachnida; Ixodida; Ixodidae
Exons: 1
Coding region: 1-1230 (409 amino acids)
Source: RefSeq, a predicted model, not a curated record
AUGGCGGCGCGGACGCCGCUUCUGCUGCUGAUCGCCUGCGUGGCGGCGUCCGCCGUUCUCCGGCAGGCGGCGGCGAUGGUGGCCGUAGGUGGCGGCGGGUUCUACCACCCGGAGGGGGGAGCUGAAUACCACGGCGCACCGCCGGACCGCGCCGACCUUGACAACGCUCCACAGCCGGGCAGCGUCCUCGCGAUGCGCGGUCGCUCCGCCAGAGAAGGGGUCGGUCGCAGGACGGCACAGAUGGCGGGCGCGCAGCCUCGGUGCCGCGAAGACGCCUACUUAGAGCUGCGCGCCAUGUGCGAGCGCAACCUGGAAGAUAUUAUGCGCCUCUACGCUAAGGGCGUCCACGGGCAGUCUUGCCAGCGGCUGUACCAGUACACCGCUUGUGUGGGCAAGGCGUUGAAUCGCACCCGUUGCCACCGGCUGGCCGAGCUGGCGACGCGAGAGCGCCAGAGGAUGCGCUCCAACGUGAACGACUACAACUGGAGCUGCUCAACGACCAGCAGCAGCAGCCGCCAGGAGUACGGGGGUGGAGAAGUAAAUUGCGAUGGAAAGGAGCUCAUCAACCACCACAUGAGGUGCGGGUCGACAUUCCAGAACUUUGUCGGAUCCAUCAACGUGUACCAGGAGCAGGCGAAGGCGUGCCGCGCCGUGCGUGACUACAAGGACUGCGUGAAACCCAUCUUCCAGAACGAGGACUGCCAGGGCAACCAGGAGCUAAUGGACCGCUUGCUGCGGUUCUCGCACACUGUGCUCAAGGAGUACAGCUCGGCCUGCAAGGAGCAGCGCACUGGCGGGGCUGGAGGAGAGUACCAGGAUGCUCCUGGGGGUGGCGGCAGCUACGACGAUGACGACGGCGGCCUGGGCACCGGGUUCUGCCGCUUCGAGCAGCUCCGCCAGAAGACUCUUCAGUGCCAGCGUGAAGGCUACAGCGUCAUACGAACCCGCGACGCACAUGCUAAGAGCGACAUCUGCGAGGAGCUCAAGGUGUUCAAGGACUGCGCCGUGGCCGCGCUGAAGGCGACACACUGUAGCAAGGAGAAGAACGCACGCCAGCACGUGAUUGGAGCCGUGCGAGAGUCCUUCCAGCGGUUCGGGAUCGAGUGCACGGGGCUAUGGAAGAACGCCGCCGCCUCGUCGCGCCACUUGGCCGCCAUGCCUAGCGCCGUGGGACGCGCGCUGCUAACCGUGACGCUCACGCUGGCGCUCCUCUGGGGGGCACCACCGUAG